Vicia villosa (hairy vetch) is the source of this 834-nucleotide messenger RNA. RefSeq lists its product as uncharacterized. The coding region runs from base 1 to 834 and encodes 277 amino acids. Lineage: Eukaryota; Viridiplantae; Streptophyta; Magnoliopsida; Fabales; Fabaceae. The transcript has a single exon. The record is from RefSeq and is a predicted model, not a curated record.
AUGGGAAUCAAAGUUCAUAAACCUUUCUGCCUCAGCUUCAAGGGAGUACCUACAUCUCUGAAGAUUAUUUAUGAUAAUGUUUCUGGUGCUUUUGUGCUUCCCGAGUCUCUUAACAGAUUAAUCAGCCUGGUACGGACCAAAGUGGACGAAACGCUCCUCAACACAAUGAUCCGGUUUUAUGAUCCUCUUCUUCAUUUCUUUACUUAUAGGGACUUUCAGUUGGUUCCCACAUUAGAGGAAUUUUCCUCCAUACUAGGAUUACAUGUGCUUGAUCAGAUGCCCUACACUGGCGAAGAAGAGAUUCCUAAGUUAGAAGACGUUGCUGCUGCAUUGCAUUUGCCUCGAUCUAAAAUAAAGAAGUUUUGGGUGAAUAAAGGAGACUACACUAGUUUGCCUAUCGAGUUCUUGUAUAGUCAAGCUAAAAUCUUGAUUAAUGCUGCAAGUAUGGAUGCUCUUGAAAAAGUCCUCGCUCUCCUGAUCUAUGGGCAAGUCGUGUUUCCUCGUUACGACAAAAUUGUGGAUGUGAUUGCCACUAAGAUCUUCAUCAGCAAUAAUCUCGUUCCUACCUUAUUGGGUGACUUGUUGCAUUCCAUCCAUCAUCGAUCAUCUAAAGGAAAAGGUUUCGUUCUUGGAUGUGCACCUCUUCUACAUAAGUGGUUUAUUUCGCACUUACCCCGUUUCGUGAUAAAGAAUGAAGAAGGUGGGACUUGGGUUCAAAGAAUCAUGAGACUUUCAUACGAUGAUAUCAUUUGGAACCAAAAAGAGUUUGAAGGAACCCAUUUGUUUGAUAGUUGUGGAGAUUUCCCAAAUAUACCUCUUCUUAGUACCCGAUGA